Molecule: messenger RNA, 1378 nt
Organism: Lolium rigidum
Lineage: Eukaryota; Viridiplantae; Streptophyta; Magnoliopsida; Poales; Poaceae
Product: patatin-like protein 2
Exons: 6
Coding region: 1-1212 (403 amino acids)
Biological process (GO): lipid metabolic process
Molecular function (GO): glycerophospholipase activity; monoacylglycerol lipase activity
Source: RefSeq, a predicted model, not a curated record
AUGACAAGUACCAGUUCGGCCGGAGGUGCACGCCAGAGUCCCUCUGACAAGGAGAAGCUGGUCACGGUCCUAAGCAUCGAUGGCGGCGGUAUCAGAGGGAUCAUCCCGGCCACCAUCCUUGCCUUCCUAGAAGAGGAGCUCAAAAAACUGGACGGUCUGGAUGCUAGGAUUGCAGACUAUUUCGACGUUGUCGCUGGCACGAGCACCGGUGGCCUCCUGACGGUGAUGCUCACAGCUCCAGACAAGAAUGGACGGCCACUGUUCGACGCCAAUGAUUUGGCCAAGUUCUACAUUGAUGAGUCGCCCAAAAUAUUCCCACAGAAGAACUCGAUCUUUUCCAAGAUCAGCACAGCUCUGAGGAUGGUUAGCAGGCCCAAAUACAACGGCAAGUACCUCCAUUCGCUGCUUCGUCGGUACCUUGGUGAAACUAGGUUGGACAGGACGCUAACGAAUGUAGUUAUCCCUACUUUCGAUAUUGCAUACUUGCAACCCACAAUUUUCUCGAGCUUUCAGUUGAAGCACCAUCCUGCAAACAACGCUCUCUUGUCGGACAUCGCGAUCGGCACUUCCGCGGCACCAACGUUCUUCCCGCCACACUACUUUGAGACCAAAGACGACAAAGGUGACCCGAGGUCCUUCAACAUCAUCGAUGGCGGGCUCGCCGCCAACAACCCUACGCUCUGCGCCAUGAGCCAAGUGUCCCAGGACAUCAUAUUGGGGGACGGCGAGCUCUUUAUGCAGAACCCGGUGAACUACGGGAAGUUCAUGGUCGUGUCCAUCGGCUGUGGGCUGAACCCAAAAGAAAAGUACAGCGCCAAGGAUGCUGCCAAGUGGGGUAUCUUGAACUGGAUCGUCAAGGACGGCACCGCCCCCAUCGUGGACAUGUUCAACGCAGCUAGUGCCGACAUGGUGGACAUCCACCUCUCUGUCCUCUUCGGCGCCCUGCGCUCCUCCCACCGCUACCUGCGCAUCCAGUAUGAUCAAUUGAGCGGAAGUGCGGGCUCGAUCGACGACUGCUCUAAAGAAAACAUGGAUAGGCUGGUGGAGAUCGGGAAUGAGCUUCUCAGGAAGAAUGUAUCCCGAGUGGACCUGGAGACCGGCCGGAACGUGGAGAUGCCCGGCGAGGGCACCAACUCGGAGCAGCUCUCCAAGUUCGCAAGGCAGCUCUCCGCUGAGCGAAGCCGGCGCAAGAGUAUGCUUCAGAUUAACUAGCCUCGUUUGGCUGGCGCAUAUUGGGCAAGAAUGUGCGUGAAGAGGGCCCUCCAGUGUUGAAUUCUGUUCGUUUGGUGCAUCUUUGCCGUCCUGCUUUGUUCAUGUUGCAAUCGUACAGUGAUUGAGUGAUAUAAUAUUGUGCAUGAGUUGCAAAAUAUAGGUGUUG